AAAAAAAAGUUAAAAAGUGUCCUGCUCCGCUGAGAAUUCGGCUUUUUUAGGGAGGGCCUGGAAGAGAACGGCAGGGCGCGUUAAGUCAUUCAUUCGCAGUCCUCUGCGCUCUUGCCUUCUUCAGUCCUUCGCUGUGUUUUGUCAAAGUUUACCAAACCGUUAAAAUUUUAAACAGAGGGUUUGUGGAUCUCGUCGCUUCCAGGCACGUCCAAGAAGAGAAGUGUAAGAAGGACCGAAAUGGCGCCGCUGGCCCGUGCGAGGCCACAUGCUCAGCAUCUCCCAGGUGCGGAUGGAGGAUGCUGGAAUCUAUUCUGUAACCAUUGGGGAUAAAACAUUCACCUUCGACCUCCAGGUGUACAGAGAGCUGGCAGAGCCCACGGUGACCUGCGAGGCCCAGAACUGCUCGGACGGGAGAUGCAGCUUGUCCCUGCGCUGCUCCACGCCCGGCGCUGGCCUCGGGAACGUCUCCUACACUUGGAGAGUGCGGGAUCAGCUAUUGGCUGAGGGCCCCAUGCUGCUGGUGAAUGAAUCACUCUCGGAUAAGCUGGAGCUUCUGACGUGCACGGCACGGAACCCCGUCAGCACCAUGAAUGUCACCGUCACCACCCCCAUGGUGCUCUGCCCAGCAAACACCACGGACCCUCCCAGCCCAGGUGCCCACUCCGGCAGCUGGAUCAAGAUCUUCAGCAUCAUAGCUGGGAGUGGAAGUGGGUUGCUUCUUUUGGCUGUAUUGUUUUGCUUCAUAUGGUACUGUAAAUCCAAAGCAGUGCUCUGCAUGAAGAAAAGGCACAGGGGCACUGCUGGCAGCCAGCACGACUCACACGGUGCUGCUGCAGACCACAUGAUGGACAGCGAGAAGCAGGCCGAAGAAUCUGAUGGAGAGCCUGGAGAAGAUCAACCCUUUGGUGCUGUACAACACUACAAAAGCUCUUUCUGUUGCUAAAGCUUGAGAACAAACAAACCUACAAACACUAAUUCUCUCCCAGAUCAGGAAAAGGAAAGGGUGAAAAAACAUAAAGAAAACAACAUGGACACUGAGGUCAGUAAGGAAGGAGUCAAAUUCUUGUUGGGAGGGGAUUGCGGAGAUGCCUUAGUCUUGGGCUGAAAUUCUUUGUGAGGCUAUGGCGAAGAUAUAUUUGAUAUAUCAGCCUUUGUUUUUUCCCUGUAAUUCAUGGGAGGAUGUAACGUUCUAACCACAGCCAUGAGCAGAAACAUCAGUGUUGAAAUAAGCAGACGUUGCAGUAGCUGUGAUCCAAUGAGAAAUUUGAACAGAGAGAGAUGAUAAUGGUGAAAAACCUUGCUCUCUGUUCCCAGAGAUGGAUUAAAAGAACUUUUGUUUUUAUGCUAGAAUAGCUCAUCCUUAAAAAUAACACCCUAGUAAGGUGACAUGGCCCGUGAACGCAGCUGAGGGAAGGCUGUGAAAGAUGGGAGGCACUUCACGAUUGCAGAUUUCCAGGCAGCCACGAGUGAACUGUUCCUUGUUGUGGCAGCUGUAGCUUGAAACUGGACAGAAACCCCAAUUUUGUGUACUGGUUUUGGUUCGCUAAUUGGAGAUUUCUCUCUUAAUGCACUGAAAUUAGUGUUGGCCAAUCACUAGGGCCCUGCUAUAGUGGCAGGGCAAACCCCAUCAUGGGAAUAAUGUGUACUGACUCCCUGAUUUCAGAAGGCUGAAUGAAAUACUUUGUUAAGCUACACUAUAUUACACUAUACUGUAUUAAUAAUGCUAUACACUACAAAAACCAGACAGUCAUGACACAGCUUUAACUUAAUUGGUCAAUCAGUCCAAACAAUCGUCACCAGAGUCCAAUUAAAAUCUCAGUAAACAAUCUCCAUAACAGCUUCCAUAUGUGCCAAACAACAGGCGCAGCAAGUAGAGAUAAGAAUUGUUUUCUCUCCCUGAGCUUUCUCACUCCUUUCCUCAGGAAAAAUCCUGGGAGAGAGAAUUAUGUCUCUCUCUGUUCAGAGAAUGUGAAUACCACAUACUGGAAUGUAAUUACCCUUUUCUUGUUGUGAGAUAUGAUUAUGGAAUGGCAAAGCAGUCUCAAAACUUGAAAACAGUAUUAUGAAAAAUGUAUUACUUAUUUAUUCUUUAUCCUAUUAUUUUUUUAAUAUUUAUUCCUAUUUAUAUUUUAUUAUUAUUAUAUUUAUUUAACAGUAACUAAAAUGAAGGACUACUAAGAAUUAAAAGAAAAUCUUCAGAAAAUUCCUCUUCACCCUACAGCUUUUCUUUGCCUACUGACAAUGCAAAGUGACAAAACCUAAAAUUUCAGUCAGUUUACUAUUUACCUCUAGAAUAGUCUUUCUUCAUUUCACUUUGGGAGAGUAGUCUGUCUUGUUAAUGUUAUGGGGACUUCUCCACAACAAAACGGUUCAUUCGUGGCUCUCUCCAUGAAUAGCAGCCACCCAAGGAAAUCUGCAGUCAUUAAGUUCCUCCCAUUUUCCACAAGCUUUUCCCGAGCUGUCAGUUUAUGGGGUAUUGUCUGAAAGAUGAGCUGUUCAAGAGCAAAGGUUCUCUUUAUCUUAGGAUUUCAGCCUAAAAUUAAAGGCAUCUCCUCACCUCUCCCAUCUGGGUCUCAACUUCCUCUUCACUGACCUUGGUGUCUUCAUGUUGCUCCCCUACAUGCCAGUAUCUGGUCCUUCUUCCCUGACUAGAGGGAGGAUGGGAGCACUGAGCGAGUUAAUAUCUCAUGUGGUGUGGAUGAGCUUAGCAGCUGGUCUGCAGGCCAGACCACUGAGUUAGCCGAAGAACAAAUUGAUAAAAUACCACUUUAUCCAUAGCAAGGACGUUAGCACGGUAACCGAUAGAAUAGACACAUAAGGGAUAUUUGCUGGGAGAGGAGACGUGCAUUACUGAGCAGCAUUAGGUGCCUUAAAAACUUGUAAACACUUGCCAUUUCAGUACCUGACAUUAAUUUCUUUGUACCAGUAAAAUGCAAUAAGCUGUUUCUUUCUGAAUGUGAAGAACUUUUUGUUUUGAUGUAAAGACUUUUUAGGAGUGUAAAACUUCAGAAGAAUUUGUAACAAUAAAGGAGGUACUGUUACUGUCUUUGACAA
Messenger RNA from Passer domesticus (house sparrow), 3054 nucleotides. Its product is annotated as SLAM family member 9-like. Bases 266 to 943 code for a protein of 225 amino acids. The record is from RefSeq and is a predicted model, not a curated record. NCBI's taxonomy places the organism in Eukaryota, Metazoa, Chordata, Aves, Passeriformes, Passeridae. The transcript is spliced from 6 exons.